Molecule: messenger RNA, 3218 nt
Organism: Planococcus citri (citrus mealybug)
Lineage: Eukaryota; Metazoa; Arthropoda; Insecta; Hemiptera; Pseudococcidae
Exons: 3
Coding region: 204-3056 (950 amino acids)
Source: RefSeq, a predicted model, not a curated record
AACUCCAAAUACAAAGGGGAUAGGGUAGCGGUCUAGCUUAGUAGGUCUAGCGUUGCGCACUGGUUUUUCGUGUGAUCAUCUCUUCUUUUCAGUUUUCACUUUUCAGACUUUCAGUUAUCGUGUGAUUUUUCAUUGAUUUUUCAUUCUGUAUCCUGUAACAUGGUUUGAUUGUGCCUCGUAGGAGUUUUGAAUUUAAGUUGACCAUGAGCCAUCACGUGGAAAAUGUAGAGAUUCUUGACAGUAUGGUGAUAGAAGAAGAGAAAUCUGAAAAUCAAUGUUCACAGUCGACCACGAGCAAUCACGCGGAAAAUGAAGAGAUUCUCGACAACAUAGUUGAGAUUGAGAUAGAUGAAGAGAAAUCUGAAAAUCAAUGUUCGCAGUCGACCGUGAGCAAUCACGUGGAAAACGUAGAGAUUCUUGACAACACAGCUGAGAUUGAGAUGGAAGAAGAGAAAUCUGAAUACGAUGACGAAGAAAAAUCAGAAGAGGAGGAAGGAUCUAAAGAUAGCGAUGAAGAUAGUGACGAAGAAGAUGAAGACGCAGAAGAAGACGAAGAGGAAGCUGAAGAGGAAGAAGACGACUAUUAUUAUUCUAGAAAAAGACAUUGGGAUUACUAUGACGAUCACGUAUGCAAAGAGUGCAAAAAGUGUAAAAAUGAUGAUGCUUAUGUGUUUGUUACGAUAAAUCCGGUAAUUCUAACGAACGUUCCCAAAUUAAUGGAUAUGGCUUCUGUUGUGGCCGCAGCUACUCUAUGGAAUCACGUCAACAUAUCCAGAGCUCUAUCCAAAGUAACUGACAGAUGUGCAAAAGAAACCAAAAAAUGGAACUCCUUGUGCGGCAAAGUAAUCGCAUUAACCGACCAAUUACCUGUUCCGAAACCUAUCGCUGAACACAUCACUGGAUACAUACGUAUAAUGACGAAACAAAUAAUCGCUUGGGUAUCAUAUCACUACAGAACGGUGUUUUUGAAAUGCAGUCUCGAUAAAUACGUCUACAGCCUGGUUUAUCACAUUGCUUGGUAUCCUACUGGUGCGAUCAACUGCGCUCAAACAGCUAGAAAUAUGAUGACAUCGAUGAGAUUGAGCGAUGUUGAGAAAUUCAGAUUUUUGUCCGUGUAUUGUUUGAAAGAUGAAAUGGAUCGGAUGCCGACGUCGUUGUAUUCAGACCAUAUUCGCGAUUAUCCGAACUUCCAAGAAUAUCCGAUGAUUUUUUAUUGGUAUUGUUUCUAUAGAAACAAAUUGUCCAAGAUUAGCCGGAUUAUUGGACACGAUCAAACUCUAUCUAUCGAUGUUUAUAUGCUACGUAAUAGCAAAGUAGAUAACUGGUCAGCCAAAGAAUACUUUUUCGAUCAGUUGAAUCUUGACGAGCAAGUCCGAGAGGCUAUUUGGCUAAUUGACAAACAUGCCUCUGUUUACCAGAAAGCUGUGAUGUUGAAACUGAAUGAAAUGCAGCGUGAACACGUUUACAUGGAACGAGCUACGAAAAUAAUUGUGAAUUACGCUCGUCCUCAAAUCAAUUCUAGAUUUAUUCUUCAGACGUGGUUCGAAGCUCGGAAUUUGAUGAACCAAAAUGAGUUUUUGACUCUAGUUCGAGACCUGUUAAGCUUACACGUAAAAGGUGUAAUUUUAACGAAGAUUUGGACCAGUGCCAGUGAUAAUUUCAAACAACACGUAGUCGGUUUCAACGAUCAUGAAAUCGUUAGAAAAGUAUUAACAGAAUGGAAGUGGCGCGACGAUUACGAAUUCGUAUUUGUUUUGCUACACGAUUCGAGUUCGUCGAUCAAAAAAUCAAUCACAACCAAGAGAUUUUUCAAUACCUUUUGCGAAAGAUUGAUAGAGAAUCGUAAAUUUAAAGUGCUUCAUCGAUUGCUGGAAUUUUGUUUGUCCGAUGCCAAUGAUUUAGCUGAAUUUAAAACGAACUUCGUGAGUAAUUCAGGAUCUAAAUUCUUCUACACCCGCUGCGAGAAAUUAUUGAUGAAUUGUAAAUUCGAAGAACUCAGCCAGUUGCUGGAGUGUUUUCUUCCUGACGCCGAAGAUUCGCUGCAGUUUAAAAGGAACUUCGUGAAUGAUUUGAAAAGCAAUAUUAUCAACGUAUACUGCGAAAAUUUAUUAUCAAACAGUAAAUUUCAAGAGCUUGAUCGACUGCUGGAAUAUUGUUUCUCUGGCACCGAAAAUUUAGCCCAGUUCAAAUUGAAGCUAGUGAGGAAUUCGGAGCAAGUUAGAAAAACCUGUUUGAAGUUUUACACUACUGGUGAUUUGAAUGGACUGAAUUAUUAUCUCGAGCAGCUUUUAGCCUCGUAUCCUAAUGUUAAAGUCGAGUACAAAAAGAAUUUGAUAACAUCGUCGGACGGAUUCGCAUUGUGUGUUAGUAUUAUGGAUGCUAGUGCUACAGUUGACAUACUGAAUAUGGUCUUGGAAGACAGUUUGACAGAUUCGAUUUUAAUAACACAAUAUAAAAAAACUAUGGUUUUUUCAUCCGAGGGUAUUAUCAAAUUGCAGAAGUUGUUGAAAAAUAAACGUUUAGACGCCGUUCAACUCUGCAUUAAUCGUUAUCUCACUUCAAACGGUGAUAAGAAAGCGUUGAAGAAACAAGUAAUCGGCGGCGAUAUGAUGAAGAUGAUGAAGGCGGUAUUGCAUAAUAAUGAUGAAUCGUAUUUGCAAACUGUUUUGAUUUGGUGUUUCGGAAAUGAUAAUGCCGUUCAAGAGUUCAAACGCACGUUACCCCUGAAUACGAUUUUCAUCAAGAUGUUGAAAGAUUGUGUGUUCUACGAGUACCAUCAUUAUUUGACGCAAUGCAGUUUUAAACGGUGCCAGCUCAGCGAUUUCAACGUUCUCGAACGGUUUUUAAAUUGGUAUUUCCAGUCGCCGGAUCAAGUAAAAGAGUACAAAAUGAAGAUAAUUCAUUCGUAUUCGAAAAUAGAUAUGUUCCAGACUUGUUUGAGAGGAAAUCGAGGCGAUAUGCAGUUGAGAACGGUGUUACAAUGGUUUUUCAAAAAUGACGCCGCCGAAAUUGCUAAAUUUAAAAAGCUUGGUGGCAAAAUAACACAACUGGUAUGAUUUAAGAUUUAAGCUGUUUGGUUCGUUCUACGUUGUUAUAGGUUAAUAGAUUUCGUGUUCUGGUAUAUUGUAUUCUUCGUUAUAAUAUUUUAAACAAAGUAAUUAUCUAUGUAUUAUUGUUGCGUGUAUGUUGUCGUUGUUUUUACUUUUUUAAAUUGUGAG